GGGACAGAAUGCGCAUCUAAUACGCUGCCGAGUACGACGUGCGGGAUCGGAUAGUGCACCGGAUACGAACUACAUAAAGACACUGCUACCCAACACUGCGGCUUAUAUUAUUACAUGUAAAUUGCCAUCCUCCAAGGGAGCCCCCUUUCUCGGCUCUGCUGUUGCGACUCAGAUACUUGUUGGGCCUUUUCUCCUGCCUAUUUUUUCUCUACUCUCUUUCAUCGGAGAAUAGAAGCCGGAUUGUUAUACGUAUCACAUAUACAUAUUAACUGAGCUACCUCGCUCAUGGUCUCAAAUUACAUAGUCGGCACCAAUGAAUUUUUGUUUUCUCUAUGCUGUACAAAUGCAUGAAAGUUCAUACCGCCGCCUCGAGUUCCAAGCGUAUCAUGCAUUUACGUAUAGUAUUUCAAACUAAUGAACUCGACGCUGAGUUUCGAAGUAGUAUAUUUUUGCUUUUCUCGUCAAUAACGGUGAAAUGGAGGUUACACACAAGCCAUUCCAUUUCGUCCGCCGACUGGCAUAUACCCCAUACACGUUUCGAGAUCAAACCCGUCCAUGAUCAGAAAAUACAUACGUACAUAUUUCGCACAUACUUAUUAUCUACAGCGCUUCCUGUCGGGGGAGGCUUUAUUUCUUUUAUUUUUCCUUCCUUCCCUUCUUAAUGUGGCCUGUGGAGCAAGGCCAUGUUGAAGGUCCAAUACUCUAAACUCGGGGAUCUUACUACUACCUAACCCCGGUUUUCGCCAAUCUAACACAGCACUCAAGUGAAGGGCUUAUUCGACGCCAGCUUUAGCGCGGAUCCGUUUUGAGUCUUCGCUCCGUUUACGAAGCUAUAUUAUUGUCAUCACUUUUUUGCUACACG
Molecule: messenger RNA, 862 nt
Organism: Trichoderma asperellum CBS 433.97
Lineage: Eukaryota; Fungi; Ascomycota; Sordariomycetes; Hypocreales; Hypocreaceae
Source: RefSeq, a predicted model, not a curated record